Archocentrus centrarchus (flier cichlid) is the source of this 7121-nucleotide messenger RNA. RefSeq names its product GRAM domain containing 1Bb (gene gramd1bb). Gene Ontology annotation, biological process: intracellular sterol transport. The transcript is spliced from 24 exons. Bases 1 to 2796 code for a protein of 931 amino acids. Gene Ontology annotation, molecular function: cholesterol binding; cholesterol transfer activity. The record is from RefSeq and is a predicted model, not a curated record. NCBI's taxonomy places the organism in Eukaryota, Metazoa, Chordata, Actinopteri, Cichliformes, Cichlidae. Gene Ontology annotation, cellular component: plasma membrane; endoplasmic reticulum-plasma membrane contact site; endoplasmic reticulum membrane.
AUGACUGACACUCUUAGACCUCCUUCACUCCAGGUGAGUGUGCCAAAAGAUGCUCCAGCGUACUCAGAUGGAGGAAGCAAUGCUGUGUCAGAUGGCUCUGUGCGGUCCAGCUCUUCAACCCCAACCCUCCGCCGCAAACGCUUCAAAAUGCGCCGGAUGAGGAACGUGCCCAGUGAAAGGGAGAUCGAAAGAGGGCGGCCGACGAAUUGUCAUCUUACGGCCAGAUCCCGCUCCAGCUCCAAGGAGUACCUUCAGUUGCCUUCCAUUGAGAUCACGCCAUCGAGCGACGAAGAUGCCACUUCUUCCUGGUCGAGAUGCUCCACACCGAGUGCAUCUCCUCGGCGCAAGCGUUUCCUGUUAAGGAAGUGGCUGAAGGUCAGAGAGAAGAAGGAGCAAGCCAGUGAGAGCAGCAGCCAGCAAAGCAGUCAGCAAAGCAGCCUGCAGAGUAGCCAUGAAGAUGAAGGCACUCGCUUCUUGACUCCAUUAAUCCGAGAGGAGAGGUCUGACAGUGCAGCGGACAAAAUAAGCACUGCCAGUAACUCAAACAAGAGCACGCCCGCCUGCUCACCAGUCCUGCGAAAACGCUCGCGCUCUCCCACACCACAGAGCCAGGAGGGUGAGAACAUGGUGGAGAAGGGUUCAGACCACUCCUCUGACAAGUCCCCCUCCACACCUGAGCAGGUUGUCCAGAGAACGUACUCUGUGCAGUCAGCACGAAGCGGAGGAAAGAACUCAAAGUCUCACAAGCGACUUUCCAAAUAUGACAGGCUAAACCUGAUUAAAAAGAGCCAAAGCUGGUACAACCAUGAAAGACAGCACAUCCUGAGAGUGCUGAGCCCAACAUACAAGCAGCGAAAUGAGGACUUUAGGAAACUCUUCAAGCAGCUCCCUGACACAGAGAGACUCAUUGUGGACUACUCCUGUGCUCUUCAGCGGGACAUCCUCCUGCAGGGACGACUCUACCUCUCUGAGAACUGGAUCUGUUUCUAUAGCAACAUUUUCCGCUGGGAAACACUGCUGACAGUGCGGCUAAAGGACAUCUGCUCAAUGACAAAGGAGAAGACUGCCCGCCUCAUUCCCAAUGCCAUCCAGGUCUGCACAGACACUGAAAAGCACUUCUUCACCUCAUUUGGAGCCAGGGACAGGACAUACAUGAUGAUGUUCAGACUGUGGCAGAAUGCACUGCUUGACAAGCCUCUGUGCCCGAAAGAGCUCUGGCACUUUGUUCAUCAGUGCUAUGGCAACGAGCUCGGCCUAACCAGUGACGACGAAGACUACGUUCCCCCUGAUGACGACUUUAACACCAUGGGGUUCAGUGAGGAAAUUCCCAAUGAAGAGAAUGAGAUCAACAAUGACAACUUGUCUAAGAACAAUGUAGAAGCCAAGCCUGAAGGGAGCCCUCCUCCUGUACAAAAGAAGAUCAUCCCAAACAGCACCAUCCCCAGCCCUGGCAACCAUGACACCAUCACAUUUGACCUCCCAGCUGAGGAAUAUGCAGACUGCCUACCAGACGGUGAGCUGCUGGCUGUGCCUCUGGUGGUGGAGGAGAAGAACGAGAGCAGCGGGCCUGUUGGUCCUGUUCCAUCUCCAUCACUGGACUUUAAUGACAAUGAAGACAUCCCCACUGAGCUCAGUGAUUCUUCAGAAACUCAUGACGAGGGAGAGGUACAGGCCUUCCACGAGGAUCUCAAUGGCAGGCAACAUAUCAACGAGAUCUACAAGUUCAGUGUGGACAAGCUCUAUGACAUCCUUUUCACAGAGUCUCAGUUCAUGAGUGACUUUAUGGAACAGAGGCGAUUCUCAGAUAUAGUGUAUCACCCAUGGAAGAAGGAAGAAGAUGGGAACCAGACGAGAGAAAUCAUGUACACCAUCUCUCUGUCCAACCCCCUGGCUCCUAAAACAGCCACCGUCACUGAGACACAGACUCUAUACAAAGCCAGUCAGGAGAGUGAGUGUUACAUCAUUGACGCUGAGGUUAUCACACACGACGUCCCCUAUCAUGAUUACUUCUACACGCUCAACCGCUACAUGCUCACAAGGGUGGCCAAGAACAAGUGUCGGUUACGGAUAUCAACGGAGCUGCGUUACAGGAAACAGCCGUGGGGGCUGGUAAAAGGCUUCAUAGAGAAGAACUUCUGGAGUGGGCUUGAAGAAAACUUCCGCCAUCUUGAGUUGGAGCUGUCCAAGUUGGAGGAGAUACUGAUGGAGACGCACCAACUGUCUCCAAAGGCAAAAGUGGUAAAGAACUCCACAGUGAGGCGCAAGAAGAGGCCGCUUCCCCACAUGCGCAGCCAGCAUCUGGAUGAGGCCCUCAGCCCUGUUACCACGCCGACAGAUGAGGAAGUGAUCCAGAGGAUCAAACACGUGGCGGGCUCCACACAAACGAGACACCAGAGUCCAGAACACCUGCCCGGAGGCUUCGCUCUGUACAGCGUCUCCAAACUGCUGCUCAUCAUCAGCUUUGUGAUCUGUCUCAGCCUGGUCCUGCUUGUGUUCCUCAACAUGAUGCUCUUCUACAAGCUGUGGAUGCUGGAGUACUCUGCACAGUCCUUAACAACCUGGCAAGGUCUGCGGUUUCACGAAAGUAAACUGCCUCAGACGCAGAUGGAAUGGGCCCAACUCCUGGAGGCACAGCAGAGGUACCACGAUGCCGAGCUGCAAAAGUGGAGGGAGAUUAUCAAGUCAUCCGUAGUGCUGCUAGACCAGAUGAAAGACUCUUUAUUGAACCUCCAGAGAGGCAUUGGUUUAAGGGACUACAGCUCUGAGGCUGAGGAGAAGAGGAGUCGCUAUCACUGACAUGCCACCAUCAGGCCAUGAGGGCAUGCUGUGCAAUACAGGACCUGUUUUCUUUGUGAACCAGUAUGCCGGCAGCAGCGAGACAGAGGGAGGACAGAGAGGGUGGUGGGACCAACAGCAGAUCAACAGACAAAAAGAGAGGAACAGUCAUCUCUAGCAUACGGAAGUUAAAACCACCCCUAGAGGAGGAAAUCAUGGACAGAAAGUGUCCCGAUCACACACAGGAACUGAGGUAUCCCCAGCAUCACUGAGGCAUUGCAGGAAGGUGCGAGACUUGCUUCCUCUAAACACCGUUGGGAUAACCGUUUCCUUCUUCUCUCUUAAUUUACAAGUGCGUCCUACUGUAAGCCAUGUGAACCAGGAGUGUGGCAGAGAGAAUGAAGGAAAACUUCUGCAUGCAUUUAGACAACCUAUCUCCCCUCAGUCAGUGUUAAUGUGGUCCAGUUCCAGUCUAUGUGUGUCAAAAAAAAAGAACAGAAGAAGAGGAGAGGUUGAGUCAAAGAAAAGGGGGGAUCCUUUUGAGUCUUAACGGCUUUCUGCACUCUCCGACUGUUCCAAACCAAUCGUACCCUAGAGGUCCUCGCUGCAGCGCCCCUUCAGUAAACCUCCAGGUGAUCAGAGGACAGGUUCACUCCACAAGAGAAAAAGAAGUAUUGUAGCUGGGAGAUCAGCUUCACUGAUCAGCCCUUAUUGCCUUGUUUGAGCCUGGACUGCGUGGGUUCUGUCAGGGCUGGUUCCCCGACAUACCACUGUGUUGAAACAUUUAAAGGUAGAACAUAAGAUUGAUAAGACACUAUCCUGUCACAGUGUUACCUACCUUAUGUUGCAUUAUUUGUCAUCCUUCUGAUGAUGUCGAAUGUAUUAGUCUGGGAGAAAAAAAAAAGGCUGAACUUUGAUCACAACUUGUUAAACUCUGAAACAGGGACGCUGCAGCCAGGCCAGUGGGGAGUCCUGUGUUCUUACAUGUUUUAUUACUAAACUGUGAUUAUAUCUCUUUGAAAAUGUUUCAAAUUGGAAAGAAUUCAUGAAUAUAUUUGAAAUAUAUAAGAAUAUUUCAUUAUUUAAUAAUAUAUAUAUUUCAAAAUAUAUAAAAACGUUACCUAUAUUUAUUGUUAAUUUAUGUACAUACAGAAAUUAUCAGAGCUCUAGACCAGUUACAGAAUUUCUAACAAAAAGUGUUUUCUUCUAAAGAUGCAUGCCAGAUAUGUCUGUGACAUGUCCAGUGUGCAAGUAUGAUUCUUCAUUUGCGCGAUUAUGUUCGCGCAUGUGUGUGUGAGUGUAUGUGUGUGUGUGUGUGUGUGUGUGUGUGUGUGUGUGUGUGUGUGUGUGAGUGAGUGUGUGUGAGACGGUGUGCGCACAAGUGUGUGCGGGAAAAGUGUAACAUUUUUACCAUUCCAUAUGUGUGUGUUUCUUUUCUGGCUCCUCCAGCCAGGCUGCCUUUUUUUUUUUUUUUUUAAUGCUGAUGCGUUUGGAUGCUGCCUUGCAUUAAUCCCACCAGGGUGCAGCUUCACAUUUGAAGAGUUUUGUUCCAAAAUGAUGUAUCAAACAUUUGAAAACAGCUUCUGCUACCACUGUUCCAGGGAGUUGAUUGGUUAGGUAAUGUAACUUUGUGGCUCUAUAGUGUGGGGGGGUUAAACAUUUGGCUUAGAAGUAAAUGAUCCCUGGCUCAAUCCCAACAGUAAACACAGAUCCCUUUUGGAUUUGUGCAGUGUAAAAAAUUCUGCUAAAUCAAAAUGUGCAGAGCUACCUGCUGUGACAACCCUUUGUGAAUAAGGGAGCAGCUGAAAGUAACUCUACAUCUGGUUAGAUAAAGCUUGUGGCAGGAAAAACAACAUCAAAGAAAUCUUUUUUUUUUUUCUCAGAUAACCUUUUUUUUCUCUUGCAAAUGGAUACAUGAUUUUUGGAGAUGAACCCUUCAUGUACCUUGUGAGCAACUCUUCUGUUCGUGUUGCCACAUUAGUGGUUUUACCGCUGUCUGCUAAACAGGAAGAGUUUUUGACAUUUUAGGAAAUGUGUGCAUUUGCUCUCUUUUUGUAAGUUGGAUGAUUAGAUAUAUACUGCUAAUUAAAUAAGUAAAUACGAAACCAGACAAAAUUAAGCCUAACAAUUUUUUCUCAGUCUUUAUAAGUUUAGAUCUACCUUCAUAGCUGGAAUAUAGAUAUGAUCUUUUCAUCGUACUCUCAGUAAAAAAAAAAAUAAAAGAGAGGGAGAAUAAGCACAUUCCUCAAAAUCAAAAUCUCUUCCUUUAAAAACACCUGCGUUAACUCAAAAUAUACACGACCUUUCCCCAUUUCAAGUUUCUGUCUUGGAUGUAACGAAAGCAUGAGAAUUAACUUUAUGCAACUAAAUUGAACCAAAAGAUAGAAGAAGAAAUGUACUUUCACAAAUGAUCAUAUUGUUUUAAAUGAAGUAUUUAUAAUGUCAUAUGUCAUGUACUGGUUAGGUGCAGUAAGGAGCAUCUCUUCACAGUUUGUCCACAAAGAUCCCUUACAGCUGACAGACUUCAGCACUUCCAAAAUAAGAAACAACUUCCUUGUAUGAGAAAGUGAAGCACUUUAAGUCCUUUUCAGGUACUGAAUAAAAGAAAAGGAAAAUGGUUUAGUUUGGCGGCAAAGGCAGGGUUGGGGAAUCAUUUCUAUGGUGUGUGUCACCAAAUUUGAAAACCACACUGCUCAUUUACAGCUUCCAAACGUUUAAUGCUAAAAUAGCUAUUAAAAAAGUGGUGUUAGUAUACUGGGUUAUACAUUCACCUAACAAGAUCCCCGGUUUGAUCCCGGAUCCCUUUUGGGGUUGCUCAGGAAGGUCAUCCAGUGUUUAAAAAAUCUGCCAAAUCAAAUAUAUGGAGCUACCUGCUGUGGCAACCCCUUGUUAAUAAGGGAGCAGCUGAAAGCAGCUAUUGAAAAGAAGAAGAAGAAGAAGAAAGAAAAGAAAACAGUGUUACUUUUGCUCAGAUUUAAAUAUUGAGAUCUUCAAAACACGUCCCAAAAUAAGUCUGACACCCCUUCUCAUCCAUUUUCAGGGCAAAGUGGGGGUGAGCGGUUGGUAAGAGGGGGAAACGGAUAUCUUUAGUGCGUGCCUGUGUGCCGUGUUAUUGACUGACAUAUUGAAAGCAGCAGAAACGCUCGAGGACUGGAUCGCUGCUUCGUGUGAGUGUGUUCCGUUUGAAGAAGGCGCAGUAACGAUAACACACAGAAACCUUAAGAUGUGAAUGUGAGUGGUUUGAAAUGUUUUCUGUUUCAUGCAAAUCACCUUCACAAUCCCGAAGGCACUGAAAUGAAGUGAAGUGAUGCUUCAUGUAUAUGAUGGUGCAUAUACAUGAAAAUAUAAUUUAAAUGCUUUAAGAGUUUGUUUUCAAGUGUAGUGGUUAGAUUUUUUUUUUUUCCUCUUCUGUUUUUUUUUUGUUUUGUUUUUUUCUUUCUAAUAAGCUUUGAGGGAGACGUGUUAAAUGCUCGAUCAAGACGGUUUUACUGAUAAUUUCAGUGUCAAGACUGAGUGAAACAGAACAACACACACCCACCUCAGUCCAAGUCAGAUGCUGGAUCAGGCUUUUGAGGAACCUUUCACAACAGCAGACCUAAAUUUGGUUUCACAAAUCUCAGCAAUUAUGCAAAUUUGUUGCUUUUUUUUUUUCUCAUUUUUAACAGCAAAUUUAAACAAAUCUAAGUUUCAUUCUCAAGCAAUCAACACCUAUGUUUUAUUUUUUAUUUUUUUCAUUCACUCUUUCUCUCCUAGCAUGCACUCACGCAGUUAAUCUGUGUUAAUCGAAUGAUUGUAUGGUUGCUAUCGCUGCACAACUGUGGAACCAAGGUGGUCUGGGAGAUUUUGUCACUGACAACUAAUGGAGUUACUGUAUGUGCUUUGUUAACUGUAUCCAUUGGGCAUUUGCCUUGCUGCAACAGUGGCAAGGCAACAGUGCUAUCCAUGCAACACAGUACUGACUAACAGCCUUGGUUAACACACAGUAGGAAUCACACGCAACCUCCUGAAAACGACCACUGAUUAAACCCACGCUCGUGUUGGAGCGUGUCUUGAUAAAAAUAUGUACUGUGUAGUUCUGUUCAAGAAGAAUUCUACUGUAUGUUUUUUUUUUAAAGGUUUUGACUUUUAGUGAAAUUUCUACAUGAGAUAAAUAUGCUGUAUGUAUAUGUUGUGUAUAUCUGCAGUGUGCACACGCACACUGACAAAAGAAUCCAACCUGCGCUGCGCGUAGGUUUUGACUUGCUGAUGACGUUUGCCUCAUAGAGACUGAAGAUAAAAGUGGCUUUCUGGUUCAUGUGAAGUAGAGGUUGGAAAUUUGAAUAAAGAAAAAUACUAAACAAAUGGCA